Messenger RNA from Porites lobata, 365 nucleotides. Lineage: Eukaryota; Metazoa; Cnidaria; Anthozoa; Scleractinia; Poritidae. The record is from the annotation of a GenBank genome assembly.
AAAAGUUGCUUUCUCGUGUCACGCAAAUCGUAUGGAGCCAUUUGUUGAUCCUGAUUUGAGAUCAAUUGACCCUCCGCCUUCCGAUGACCCUGCCGAGAGGUACGUUAAUGAAUCGGAUAUUCCAAAAGAUUGUUUGGAGCCAAUUUCUUCUGAAGCGAAUCCAGUUAGUAUUGAGACGCCAUUCCCUACAGUGUCAAAAAGAGAAAGAGUCAAACAAAGAAUCAGACCAUGAAAAGGCAAAGAAUCAACUUCAAAAUGCAAAAGAAUCAACUCCGGAAGCAAUUGUUAUCGACGAUAAAACUGUGUUUAGUGCAGAAAAGAUUCUGAAACACCGAAAGAGAAAUGGAAAGGUUGAGUACUUGGCC